AAGGGGGCUGGUCCUCGACGGCUGGGGGAAGGUGCCCGCCCGCCCCGGAUGGGCAUCGUGGAGCCGGGCUGCGGAGACAUGCUGACGGGCACCGAGCCGAUGCCGGCGAACGACGAGGGCCGGGCGCCUGGCGCCGACCCGCAGAACCGCUACUUCUACCCGGAGCCGGGAGCGCAGGACGCGGCCGAGCGUCGCGGGAGCGCCAAUCUGGGGGCGCCGUAUGCCGGGGGUGCCCUAGUGCCCGCCCCGCCUGGCCGAUUCCUCGGAGCCUACGCCUACCCGCCCCGGCCCCAGGCCGCCGGCUUUCCCGGGCCGGGUGAGCCCUUCCCGCCGACGCCGGGCGCCGAGGGCUACCAGCCUGGGGACGGCUAUGCGGCCCCGGACCCGCGCGCCGGGCUCUACCCGCGUGAGGACUAUGCACCGCCAGCCGGGCUGGAGGUGUCCGGGAAGCUGAGAGUCGCGCUCAACAACCACCUGUUGUGGUCCAAGUUCAAUCAGCACCAGACGGAGAUGAUCAUCACCAAGCAGGGACGGCGGAUGUUCCCAUUCUUGUCAUUUACUGUGGCUGGGCUGGAGCCCGCCAGCCAUUACCGGAUGUUUGUGGACGUGGUCUUGGUGGACCAGCACCACUGGCGGUAUCAAAGCGGCAAGUGGGUACAGUGUGGAAAAGCCGAGGGCAGCAUGCCAGGAAAUCGCCUGUACGUCCACCCAGAUUCCCCCAACACUGGAGCCCACUGGAUGCGCCAGGAAGUUUCAUUUGGAAAACUAAAGCUCACGAAUAACAAGGGGGCCUCCAACAAUGCGACUCAGAUGAUUGUGCUCCAGUCCCUCCAUAAGUACCAGCCCCGGCUGCACAUCGUUGAGGUGAAUGACGGAAAGCCAGAGGCAGCCUGCAAUGCUUCCAACACGCAUAUCUUUACUUUCCAAGAAACCCAGUUUAUUGCUGUGACCGCCUACCAGAAUGCCGAGAUCACUCAGCUGAAAAUUGAUAAUAACCCUUUUGCCAAAGGAUUCCGGGAGAACUUUGAAUCCCUAUAUGCAUCUGUUGACACCAGUGUCCCCUCCCCACCUGGACCCAACUGUCAAUUGCUUGGGGGAGACCACUACUCUUCUCUCCUACCCAACCAGUAUCCUGUUCCCAGCCGUUUCUACCCCGACCUUCCUGGCCAGGCCAAGGAUGUGGUUCCCCAGCCUUAUUGGCUGGGAGCACCCCGGGACCACAGCUACGAGGCCGAGUUUCGAGCAGUCAGCAUGAAGCCUGCAUUCCUGCCCUCAGCCCCUGGGCCCACCAUGUCCUACUACCGAGGCCAGGAGGUCCUGGCGCCUGGAACUGGCUGGCCUGUGGCCCCCCAGUACCCUCCCAAGAUGGGCCCGGCCAGCUGGUUCCGCCCCAUGCGGACUCUGCCCAUGGAACCUGGCCCUGGCGCUUCAGAAGGGCGGGGACCAGAAGACCAGGGCUCCCCUUCAAUGUGGACUGAGAUCACCCCCAUCCGACCAGAGUCCAGUGACUCAGGACUGGGCGAAGGAGACUCUAAGAGGAGGCGUGUGUCCCCUUAUCCUUCCAGUGGCGACAGCUCCUCCCCUGCUGGAGCCCCUUCUCCUUUUGAUAAGGAAACUGAAGGCCAGUUUUAUAACUAUUUUCCCAAUUGAGUAGAUGACACCGUGAAAGGAACAGAGACAGUAUUAUUAGGUUGGAGGACACCAGCUAACCUAGACAACAGACUCAGGACUGAGCAGUCCCCAGCUCCCUCUGUCCUUUGUAGUUGGUUGGGAAAGGGAUUCUGGGGUCACUGGCUGCUUCCUGGCCAACAGCGAAACCUGAGAGGAGUGUCCCCUCCUCUACCUAUGCCCUAACUACAGUCAUUUACCUGGUGCUGCUUCUGGCUUUUCUUUUUUUUUUUUUUUUAAGUUUUUUGGAACAGGGUGACUAUUUAUUGUACAGAGAAUGGUGUCUGGAUAUACUUCUUUUGUCUUCAUCACUUUCUGAAAAUAAACAUGAAACUGUCGAAUGUGCCCUGCUUUGGUGCCCUGGUGGAUUACAUGGGGACUCCACUGGGAAUUGUAAGUGGAGGGCUCUUGGACAGAACCUGAAGUUCUGAAGAACCUGUACCUUCUAGAAACUCGAAGUGGCUCCAUCCAGAGGAUAAACUGAGUUAGAGCAAGAACACAUGUCCUACCUUCAGCGCUUAGACUGAUGGCAGAUGCCACCUCGUAAGGCAUCUUGGGACAGAGAACUACCCCUCUGCCUAUGUGUGCAGCUUGACCUGUGGAGGAAGGAUGUGAGGGCCAGGCCAGAGGACGGGGCUGGGAGAGGUGUGCAGGCUCCAAGGGGAAGGAUGGCCUUCAUUUCUCUUUGCAUUUCUAGCAGCUUUGGUUCUCCAUCUUCAUCUUAGGAUUGUUCAAGGAGUAAGUGUAAAUUGGACCACAUGAAAUGC
This is a messenger RNA of Hipposideros armiger (great roundleaf bat), 2435 nucleotides long. It is a transcript of the gene TBX21, whose product is annotated as T-box transcription factor 21. Gene Ontology annotation, biological process: regulation of transcription by RNA polymerase II; positive regulation of DNA-templated transcription; lymphocyte migration. Gene Ontology annotation, molecular function: RNA polymerase II cis-regulatory region sequence-specific DNA binding; DNA-binding transcription factor activity, RNA polymerase II-specific. The transcript has 6 exons. Lineage: Eukaryota; Metazoa; Chordata; Mammalia; Chiroptera; Hipposideridae. Bases 49 to 1650 code for a protein of 533 amino acids. The record is from RefSeq and is a predicted model, not a curated record. Gene Ontology annotation, cellular component: nucleus; chromatin.